Molecule: messenger RNA, 4182 nt
Organism: Macadamia integrifolia
Lineage: Eukaryota; Viridiplantae; Streptophyta; Magnoliopsida; Proteales; Proteaceae
Product: pentatricopeptide repeat-containing protein At3g63370, chloroplastic
Exons: 1
Coding region: 316-3273 (985 amino acids)
Biological process (GO): RNA modification
Molecular function (GO): protein binding; zinc ion binding; RNA binding
Source: RefSeq, a predicted model, not a curated record
ACCCGAGAUUUAAAUCUCUGAUCUGGAUCCUUAUCAGCUUAGGGUAUUAGGGUGAUCCCGUUUCGAUGAAAUGGUACAGACUAGGGGUAAAACUAUAAACAAAAAUCCAAUUUUUUAGAAAUCAGGGGCAAAACUGUCUGGGCAGUCCGCCAAGAGCGUUUCUAUCGACUCUAUCCAUUGCUUUUGAUCUUUUCACACUUUGUCUUUUACAAUCAAAUCCCGACAAAAUCCAAAUCCUAAACGCACUUACAUUAUUAUGCAAUUACUAUAAUACCCCACUGUUUAAACUCUUGAUAUGCCCAAUAUGCCCAAUCUAUGUCUAGAGUCGCUCGCUACACGGCAACAGCAGUAUCAUCGCGUUGGCUAAUGCUCUUUUUCUCUUUCCAUGCUCGGCCCGUUGAGCGUUCGGUAGUUGCUAUGGCUCUUCAACUCUCUCCUCAUCAAUCCUUCUCUUCCCAGACCAUUCUGCAUACAACCCAGGGAAUCCCUCCUCUCCAGAACUCCAAACUUCCACAAAAACCCCUUAAGUCCCGAUCUCUCAAAGAGAUAUGCAAGGACGGAAACCUUAGAGAAGCCUUUCUCUCUUUCAGUGAUCUGUUCACUUUCCAAAACCCACCUCAAAUCAAUGCGGAUGAAGCCUAUUCAUCCACUUUAGAUCUCUGCACCCGCAAGGAAGCAUUGGCACAGGGUCAACAAAUCCAUGCGCAUAUCCUGACAUCGGGUUUCACUUCCGACACGGUGUUCUUAAGCACAAAACUUGUGUUUAUGUACGGGAAGUGUGGCUCUUUAACUGAUGCUCGGAGGUUGUUUGAUGAAAUGCCUCAAAGGACAAUUUUUACCUGGAAUGCUAUUAUUGGUUCUUAUGUUUCGAAUGGGGAACCCUAUGAGGCGCUGAAAUUAUUCCGAGAGAUGCAAUUACAAGGAGUUGCUGUCGAUGCCUGCACUUUUCCUACUGUGCUGAAAGCAUGUGCGGCUCUGAAAGAUCCUAACUUUGGGCAUGGAAUUCAUGGUCUAGCUGUUAAAUCUGGAUUUGGAUCACUUGUUUUUGUUGUCAAUUCCCUCGUUGCUAUGUAUGCGAAGUGUGGUGAUGUCAGACAAUCUAGACAGUUAUUUGACAGAAUGGUGGAAAGAGGGGAUGUUGUGACCUGGAAUUCGAUCAUUUCUGCCUAUUCGUUGCAAGGACAGCCACUAGAGGCGCUGAAGCUUUUCCGAGAAAUGCAGAAGGCUGGUGUUUCAAUGAACUCAUACACAGUUGUGGGUGCUCUUCAAGCUUGUGAGGAGCCUUCCUUUGCAAAACUGGGCAUGGAGAUCCAUAAUGCUCUACUAAAAUCAGGUCGGAAUCUGCAUGUUUAUGAGGCCAAUGCAUUGCUUGUUAUGUAUGCGAGAUGUGGUAGAAUGGAUGAAGCUGUACGAGUGUUCCAACAGAUGGAUGAUAGGGAUGACAUAUCAUGGAAUUCCAUGCUUUCAGGUUUCGUUCAAAAUGGGUUUUAUGAUAAAGCUAUUGAAUUUUUCCAUGAAAUGCAGAACGCAGGUCAGAAACCGGGCCAGGUUUCAGUGAUAAACAUUGUUUCUGCAUCAGGUCGGUUGGGAACUUUACUGAAUGGGAUGGAGUGCCAUGCAUAUGCCAUAAAACAUGGAUUGGAUUCUGAUCUGCAAGUUGGUAACACGCUUGUAGACAUGUAUGCCAAGUGCUGUUCUGUAAUUUAUAUGGGACGUGUCUUCGACAAAAUGCCUGACAAAGACUAUAUUUCAUGGACUACAGCGAUUGCUGGCUAUGCUCAGAACUGUUGUUGUUUGGAGGCAUUUCAGUUGUUUCGGGAAGCACUAGUGGAGGGAAUGCAAGUAGAUGCAUUGAUGAUUGGAAGCAUCCUCCUUGCUUGCAGUGGCUUGAGGUGCAUUUCGCAUGUAAAACAAAUUCACAACUAUGUUAUGAGACGAGGACUGUUCGAUCUUGUGCUAGAGAACACAAUUAUCGAUGUGUAUGGAGAGUGUGGAGAGAUUGAGUAUGCAUCUCGAAUUUUUAAAAGAAUAGAGUAUAAAGAUGUUGUCUCUUGGACUAGCAUGAUAUCCUGCUACAUUCACAAUGGUCUUGCUAAUGAGGCCCUUGAUCUUUUCUAUGACAUGGUAGAUGCUGGGAUUGCACCUGAUUCAAUAUCAUUAGUUAGUAUACUCUCAGCUGCUGCAAGUUUAUCGGCACUGAGUAAAGGAAAAGAGAUUCAUGGGUUCCUGUUAAGGAAUGGAUUCACGUUGGACGGAUCAAUUGCAAGUUCUCUUGUGGAUAUGUAUGCAAAGUGUGGGACCAUAGACUACUCAUACAAGAUAUUCAACAGGAUCACACAUAAAGACCUGGUUCUAUGGACUAGUAUGAUCAAUGCUAGUGGAAUGCAUGGCCAUGGAAGAGAAGCCAUGGGUCUGUUUACUAAGUUGAAGGAAACAGAUCUUAUACCUGAUCAUAUUACCUUCCUUGCGCUUCUCUAUGCAUGUAGUCAUUCAGGAUUAAUUGAUGAAGGGAGGAGGUAUCUUGAAAUUAUGAGAAGUGAAUAUCAGCUAGAGCCAUGGCCAGAGCACUAUGCAUGUGUAGUCGAUCUUCUUGGGCGUGCCAAUUGCUUGGAUGAGGCAUACAGGUUUGUGAAGAAGAUGCCCAUUGAGCCAACAGCUGCAGUAUGGUGUUCUCUUCUCGGAGCUUGCCGGGUUCAUUGUGAUAAUGAACUGGGAGAAAUUGCAGCACGUAAGCUUCUAGAGUUGGAACCUGAAAAUCCGGGGAACCAUGUUCUUGUUUCGAAUGUCUUUGCUGCCAGGCAAAGAUGGAUGGAGGUGGAUGGAGUGAGAACAAGAAUGAAGGCAAUGGGAUUGAGGAAGAAUCCUGCAUGUAGUUGGAUAGAAGUUGGAAAUAAGGUGCAUACUUUUACCGCAAGGGACAGAUCUCACCCACGGAGUGAGGACAUUUAUUUUAAUUUGGCCAAGAUUACUGAAAGAUUGGAAAGAGGAGGAGGCUAUGUGCCUGAAACAAAGUAUGUUUUGCAUGAUGUGGGGGAAGAAGAAAAGGUUAAGAUGCUGUACGGGCAUAGUGAGAGGCUUGCAAUUGCUUUUGGUCUGAUUAGCACCCCUGAGGGUACACCUAUUCGAAUCACAAAGAACCUUCGGGUCUGUGGUGAUUGUCAUGUGUUCACAAAGCUCAUCUCAAGGUUCUUUAAGCGAGAAAUCAUUGUGAGGGAUGCCAACAGAUUCCAUCAUUUUCAAGGUGGAGUUUGUUCUUGCGGAGAUUUCUGGUGACUAGUGAAUCCCACUUCUCAAAUGCUUCAUACUAUUGAUUGAGCUCCGAAACUGGAUAUUGGUAAUGCCUACUUAAAUCAUGGGUGGAGUAUGUUCUUGUGGAGAUUUCUGGGGACUAGUGAAUCCCACUUCUCAAAUGCUUUAUACUAUUUGAGUGUUGAGCUCCAAAACUGGAUGUUGGUAAUGCUCUACUUUAGUCACGAUGCUCGCUCGCUUGAACGCAAGGGUGCAACCAUGCAGGCCUGAUUCAAUGUUUGGUUGGAGGUUACCUGUUGAGAAACAACUUUAGUAAGAGAGAAGUCUUAGGAACUGUGCCACAACCACUAACAAGGUGGAGUUGUGUGAUAAAUAACUUACAAGAAGGUCUUCUUGGUGAUGACCGCAGACCAUUGAACAGAGCAACAAGAUCUUAUACGAACAGAAAUUGGGACGUAAUCUUGAAGGCCCCUUUCACCACUGCUGCAGCUUGGAAGAUGGGAUUAUCAGUUUCAGCACUAUUAACAUAAGUAUUGCAGAUGGUCUGCUGUCGGUAUGGAAGUUUGCUGGUCUGCUGUCGGUAUGGUUCAUACCUGGGCAUUUUCUAACCGAGUGAGAUGAAAAUAAACAAUAAUGAGUUUUGAAGAAAAAUGGAAAUAAGAAAAAGUUCACUAACCCGCAAUGUUUAAUAUAGAUGAAGCCAUGAAGGUCUCAACUUAGUGACAAAAUUUUCCAGUAUCAACCCAAAGAUAAUGGAUACACAAUGGACCAUGGAUUUAGUUAUACCGAUCCAAUACCAAUCCGGAUCAGAUCGUAUUGAUGUCUAUGGGUCAUUUUUGUCCUUACUUUUUCAAAAAUAUAUAUUUACUGUGUUUACCCCUGAAAUGAUCAUUUUUGCCCUUACUUUUUUCAAAUAAAAAAUACAUUUUUUUA